Messenger RNA from Carassius carassius (crucian carp), 494 nucleotides. Its product is annotated as cystatin-A-like. Bases 69 to 392 code for a protein of 107 amino acids. Gene Ontology annotation, molecular function: cysteine-type endopeptidase inhibitor activity. The record is from RefSeq and is a predicted model, not a curated record. Gene Ontology annotation, cellular component: cytosol. The transcript has 3 exons. NCBI's taxonomy places the organism in Eukaryota, Metazoa, Chordata, Actinopteri, Cypriniformes, Cyprinidae.
CUGUUGUUCUGGGAGUUAGACUGACUAACACUCCUCUUCUCUUCACUGAUCAUCAGAACACUGCAGUAAUGCCAAUGUGUGGAGGCUGGAGCGACAUUAAACUGUUCGAUCCAGAGGUGAAAAAGAUUUGCUUAGAGGUGAGGCCAAUGAUAGAGAAGAUGGUUGGAACUGAUUUUAAGAUUUUCAUUCCUCUGGUCUGGUCUUCUCAGGUUGUGGCAGGAACAAAUUACAUGUUCAAGGUGCUGGUUGAUGUAGAUGGGGAUGGAGUGUGUGUUCACGCGUUGAUAUUUCAGCCUCUUCUCUGUUCUGAAAAGGAACUGAGUGUGAUGAAAAUCCAGUGCCACAAAUCCAUUGAUGACCCACUGAUUCCUCCUGAACACUUACAGAAAUAGUCUUGAUUUAAUAACAGACACAUGCAAUGAGCUGCCAUACUGUAUAGAGGAACAACUGAAACCAUUUCAUUCCUCAAUAUUAAACUCCAUAAUCAAAUCAAA